Molecule: messenger RNA, 1137 nt
Organism: Epithele typhae
Lineage: Eukaryota; Fungi; Basidiomycota; Agaricomycetes; Polyporales; Epitheliaceae
Product: 3-deoxy-7-phosphoheptulonate synthase
Exons: 7
Coding region: 1-1137 (378 amino acids)
Biological process (GO): aromatic amino acid biosynthetic process
Cellular component (GO): cytoplasm
Molecular function (GO): 3-deoxy-7-phosphoheptulonate synthase activity
Source: RefSeq, a predicted model, not a curated record
AUGACUGUGACUGUUCGCGACGCCCUCUCGCAGCUCGACGAUCGCCGCGUGAAGGCGACCAGGCCGCUCAUCCCUCCUGCCAUCCUCCAGGAAGAUCUGCCUCUCACCCUCGCUGCCGCUGAGACUGUCUUGGAGGGUCGUAAGCACACCGAGAACAUCCUCCACUCGCGCGAUGACCGCCUCCUCGUUGUUGUCGGCCCAUGCUCGGUGAACAACCCCGAGUCCGCGCGCGAAUACGCGCGCCUCCUCCGCGACUAUGCCGAGGCCGCAAAAGACGAGCUGCACAUCAUCAUGCGCGUCUACUUCGAGAAGCCGCGCACCACCGUCGGCUGGAAAGGCCUCAUUAACGACCCCGAGAUGAACGGGAGCUUCCAGAUCAACAAGGGCCUCCGGAUCGCGCGCACGCUCCUGCUCGAUAUCGCCAAGAUGGGCCUCCCCGCCGGGUGCGAGUUCCUCGACACGAUCUCGCCACAGUACACGGCCGACCUCGUCUCCUGGGGCGCGAUCGGCGCGCGCACGACCGAGAGCCAGGUCCACCGCGAGCUCACGUCCGCGCUGUCGAUGCCGACCGGGUUCAAGAACUCGACGGACGGCACGGUGAACAUCGCGAUUGACGCGUGCCGCGCCGCGAGCCAGCCGCAUGUUUUCCUCUCGGUCGGCAAGGGCGGGCUGAGCAGUAUCGUCGAGACCGAGGGCAACCCGGACGUUCAUGUCAUCCUCCGAGGAGGCACGAGCGGCCCGAACUUCGGGGCUGAGUUUGUGCGUUCCUGCGGAGCGAAGCUCUCGAAGGCCGGCUUCCCGCAGAAGAUCAUGAUUGACUGUAGCCACGGGAACAGUCAGAAGCAGCAUCAGAAGCAGAUUGAGGUGGCCGAGGAUAUCGCCUGUCAACUUGAGUCCGGCGAAACGUCGUCGAUGAUCAUGGGUGUCAUGAUUGAGUCCAAUCUUGUGGAGGGACGCCAGGACAUCCCGGUGUCCGGACCUGCUGGCCUUAAGUACGGACAGUCUGUCACCGACGCGUGCAUAUCUUGGGAGCAAACCGUCCCUGUGCUCGACCGACUCCGGGAAGGUGUUCGUGGUCGGAGGGCUCUGGUGCGCAAGAGUGCGCGGGGCGAUAUGCCCAAGGUAAAUGGCGCAUGA